AUGCCGUAUGGGUUACUUGCUUUGCUUUCAGAGAUUCAAGAAUCAAAAUUUCCUCCUCAUUGUUUGACUGAUGAUUUUCCUUCAAUGUUGGCUUGGUUAAGCUUCCAUGGGGCACUUUCUGAAUUACACAGCACUGUAAAUGUAAGAGUUGUCCUUAAGACAUUACUUGCUCAAAACCAUAUUCGAGCGGACGGAAUCGAGAAUUCCAAAGAGGGUUCUAUGGACAGCUUAUAUGAGCCUGUCCCAGAGCAACGAGCUAACCAAGAUAACACCUGGGAUGGAACUGGUUCUCCAUCAUCACCCUUUGGGGAGCGUGGACAAGCAUACAGCAAUCACUCUAUGGCUAUAAAAUCAAAUGAUGACUCAAUGAGAUCAAUGGGGACAUUCAACAAACUACAGAAGCUGGUUUGGACCAAGAAAUCCAAACAGCAUCAGGAUGAAGUGAAAAAUACAUUGAUAAAUCUCCAAGAUGAAGAUGACACAUUGAUUUCCUGUAUGAAAUUAACCAAAUCCCAAGAAAAGAAGGUUUGUAAAGUUAGCACAAGGAAGACGGUUGGAACAGAGAAGAUUAGAUUGGAUUCCAUUUCUACAUCACUGGAUAGAUCCAGCAUUUUAAAUAGGUGUGACUUGGAAGAUAUGUUAUCCCAUUAUGAAGGUGAAAGUUAUAUGCGGAACAGCUGGAAGUCUUUUUCAGAAAACCGACUCUGGACACGUGUUGAUUUCAAAAUUUCCCCAAGUGGACCCUGGGGAAACUGCUCUUGCUGUACUCACCACACACUUCUAAAGUCUUCUUGCACAGAUAUGGAUCUCCCACAUUCGUGGCGCAGCAGCAGCUUUGGGAAUUUUGAUCGUUUUAGGCAUAAACCAGAUGAUUUCACAUCAAAACCAGAUGGUUCGACUGAGGUGUAUGAAGGUGAACCGAUAAAUGAAAAUGGAGAACAAAAUAAAACUUCAAAUAAUGAAGGCGGUUUUGGUAAAAAAAUGAGAGCUAUUUCCUGGACCAUGAAGAAAAAAAUGGGUAAAAAAUACAUAAAAGCCCUUUCUGAGGACAAGGAUGAGGAAGAUGGACAGGAUGCCCUCCCUUAUCGGAACAGUGACCCCAUGAUUGGGACCCACACUGAGAAGGUCUCCCUCAAAGCCAGUGACUCCAUGGAUAGUCUCUACAGUGGGCUGAGCUCAUCAAGUGGAAUAACAAGUUGUUCAGAUGGUACAAGUAACCGGGACAGCUUUCGGCUUGAUGAUGAAGGUCCCUACACAGGACCAUUCUGCGGUCGUGCUAGAGUGCACACAGAUUUCACGCCAAGCCCCUAUGACACUGACUCCCUCAAAAUCAAGAAAGGAGACAUUAUAGACAUUAUUUGCAAAACACCAAUGGGGAUGUGGACGGGAAUGUUGAACAACAAGGUGGGAAACUUCAAAUUUAUUUAUGUGGAUGUCAUCUCAGAAGAGGAAGCAGCCCCCAAGAAAAUAAAGGCACAUCGAAGGAGUAAGAGGGAAAAACCAAAGACUCUGCAGGAGUUCUUAGAGAGGAUUCAACUUCAGGAAUACGCUUCAACACUCUUGCUCAAUGGCUAUGAGACUCUAGAAGAUUUAAAGGAUAUAAAAGACAGUCAUCUCAUUGAAUUAAAAAUUGAAAACCCAGAAGACAGGAUGAGAUUACUAUCAGCUGCUGCAAAUCUCCUUGAUGAAGAAACUCUUCAAGAUCAAGAAAAUGAACCUGUGCCCCUAUCCAUAAGCCCAGACACCUCCUUAAAUAAGUCACAGUUAGAUGACUGCCCAAGGGACUCUGGUUGUUAUAUUUCAUCAGAAAAUUCAGAUAAUGGCAAAGAAGAUCUGGAGUCAGAAAAUCUGCCUUCCAUGGUACAGAAGAUUACUAUCACAGAGCCCAGUGGCUGA
Messenger RNA from Orycteropus afer afer, 1896 nucleotides. It is a transcript of the gene SAMSN1, whose product is annotated as SAM domain, SH3 domain and nuclear localization signals 1. The record is from RefSeq and is a predicted model, not a curated record. The transcript has 12 exons. The coding region runs from base 1 to 1896 and encodes 631 amino acids. Lineage: Eukaryota; Metazoa; Chordata; Mammalia; Tubulidentata; Orycteropodidae. Gene Ontology annotation, molecular function: protein binding.